Molecule: messenger RNA, 419 nt
Organism: Manduca sexta (tobacco hornworm)
Lineage: Eukaryota; Metazoa; Arthropoda; Insecta; Lepidoptera; Sphingidae
Product: WAP four-disulfide core domain protein 5
Exons: 3
Coding region: 76-309 (77 amino acids)
Biological process (GO): innate immune response; antibacterial humoral response
Cellular component (GO): extracellular region
Molecular function (GO): peptidase inhibitor activity
Source: RefSeq, a predicted model, not a curated record
GGUAUUUAAGCGCAAGAACAUUUUAUUUUUCUACAUAUUCUUCUCUAAGUCGAAGGAGACUCACCAGUUACAAACAUGUCUCGUUUCUUUGUCAUGUUCUUCCUCGCUUCAUUCCUCGUUGCGCUGUCAGCAUCCAUGCCUGACAGUGACAUUCAGGCUAGCAGCGUGAAAGCUGGCCAGUGCCCUCCUAAUGAUGUCAUAUCAAUUUGUAUGAUGGAUGAAUCAGCGUGCUUCAGCGACAGCGAAUGCCCUGACUCCUCUAAAUGCUGCUCCUGGGGCUGUGGGCGGAAAUGUGUCGCUGCUGUUUGAAUUAAUUGAACCCUGGUCGAGUUUGUGUCAACAAAUCUAAAUAGAUUUUGCUUGUUGUUUUGGUUUCAGAAUAUUUUGAUAUUCAUUAAAAUACAAAUUAAUUUUCAUUA